Linum trigynum is the source of this 1324-nucleotide messenger RNA. The record is from the annotation of a GenBank genome assembly. Lineage: Eukaryota; Viridiplantae; Streptophyta; Magnoliopsida; Malpighiales; Linaceae.
CAGGCUACCAUGAUUCACUUCUACCGAGCCUGAACCAUCAAAAAGUAAAAUUAAUUAUAGGGUUAAUUGCAUGGUUGGUCACUAAGAUUACAAAAAACGUUCAAGUUUGGUCACUCGAAAUAUUUAAAUCCAUUGGUGGUACUUCGGUUUACUAAAACCGUUCACGUUUGGUCACUCUCCGUCCAACUCCGUUAAUUUUGGCUGAUGUGGCAGUCAACUCUCAAAGUUGACCGUUAACUUAAUGAUGUGGCAAUUAAGAAAUAAUAAAUAAAAUAAAUUUAGUCAAUUUUAAUGUCCGACUCAUUUUUAUCAUAAAAUAUAUAAAUAAAAUAAAAAAUAUUAUAAUUAUUAAUUACCAAAUUAAAAGCCCGACGGAUCUGCCCAGCUUCUUCUGCACGACGAAUCCAGACGACCCGAUUUUCCACUUGGUGAUGGAAUCUUCCGAGUCAGCCGCUAGAGCUUCGGGCGUGCUAGUUCACUCAUUCGAUGCCCUCGAGCCAAACAUCCUGGCUGCGCUCAACUCCAUCUACCCUAACCUUGUAUACCCAGUGGAACCCAUAGAGAUCCUCCUGAAUUAAAUCGUGAUCCAUCCAUCCGACCCAGCCCUCGACAGCCGACGCAAUCAACUACAGCUUGUGGAAAGAAGACCCAAAGUGCCUCCGUUGGCUCAACACCAAACCGCCAAACUCUGUCAUCUAUGUCAAUUUUGGAAGCAUCAUAAUGGCGUCGAGAGAGCAUCUAAUCGAAUUCGGGAUGGGUUUCGUAAACAGCAGACUCAAGUUUCCUUUGGAUCAUCCGGCCAGACCUGGUUGCCGGAGAAUCAGCGGCGUUUCCGCCAGAGUUCCAGGAGAAGGCCGGCGAGAUCGGGUUUAUCUCCGGUUGGUGCCGCAGGAGGAAGUUUUGAACCAUCCGUCGGUUGGAUUUUUUUUUUUACGCACUGCGGGUGGGGGAUCGAUGUUGGAGAGAUUGACGGCGGGAGUUCCAGUAAUGUGCUGGCCUUUCUUCGGCGACCAGCUAGGUUUGCCUGUACGGAGUGGGGGAUUGGAAUGGAGGUCGAGAAGGAUGUGAAGAGGGCGGCAGUGGAGAAGCUCAUUAGGGAGUUGAUAAAUAAUAUUUUUUAUUUUAUGGUAAAAAUGAGUUUGACCUUAAAAUAGAUUAAAUUUUAUUUUAUUUAUUAUUUCUUAAUUGCCAUGUCACUAAGUUAACGGUCAACUUUGAGAGUUGACUGCCACAUCAGGCAAAGUUAACGGAGUUGGACGGAGAGUGACCAAACGUGAACGGUUUCACUAAACUGAAGUACCACCAAUGAAUUUAAACAUUUCGA